AUGGUCAAAUCGACGCAAAUAGCAAGGCUGGAUGGCCUCAUGCUUGCGGCCUCGGUCGACGACGAACAGGUCGAGACAGAGCUCGCCGAAGUCAAGUCGCAGGCAAAGAUGAUAUUCCGACGGUUGAACCGCAAUUCGGAACAACAAGCAAGCAUAGAAUCAGGGCAAUAUACGCUCCACUACAUCAUCAAGGACUCCGUGUGCUUCCUAUGCAUUUGCGACCGAUCCUACCCGCGGAAACUCGCAUUCACCUACCUCUCCGACCUGGCGCAAGAGUUUACAACCAUCUACCCUUCUCAGCAAUACCUGUCUCAGACACUGCGGCCUUACGCAUUCGUCGAGUUCGACACGUUCAUCCAGAGAACCAAAAAGACAUAUCAGGACAGCCGGGCCAGCGCGAACCUGGACAAGCUGAACGACGAGCUAAAGGACGUGACGAAGGUCAUGACCAAAAACAUCGAGGAUCUGUUAUAUCGGGGCGACAGUCUGGAGAGGAUGGGGGAGAUGUCUGGCCGACUGAGAGAGGACAGCAAGAAAUACAGGAAAGCCGCCGUGAGGAUCAAUUGGGAGUUGAUGCUGAAACAGUACGGUCCCUUUGCUGGCCUCGGCUUGAUCAUCCUCAUUUUCAUCAUCUGGAGAUUCUGGUGA
Messenger RNA from Fonsecaea multimorphosa CBS 102226, 648 nucleotides. RefSeq lists its product as uncharacterized. The transcript is spliced from 5 exons. Bases 1 to 648 code for a protein of 215 amino acids. The record is from RefSeq and is a predicted model, not a curated record. Gene Ontology annotation, cellular component: endoplasmic reticulum-Golgi intermediate compartment; endoplasmic reticulum membrane; Golgi membrane. NCBI's taxonomy places the organism in Eukaryota, Fungi, Ascomycota, Eurotiomycetes, Chaetothyriales, Herpotrichiellaceae. Gene Ontology annotation, molecular function: SNAP receptor activity. Gene Ontology annotation, biological process: retrograde vesicle-mediated transport, Golgi to endoplasmic reticulum; vesicle fusion with Golgi apparatus; endoplasmic reticulum to Golgi vesicle-mediated transport.